UGCCCAUCUCUCCAAAUUUACUUCCACCUCUUACAUUUUCUUACCAUUCUUUUUAGAUUUCUUGGCUUGAUUUACUCUCUUCUUCCUGCAACACUUUACUCUUCAGUUCUUGAUUCUCUUUUGCCUUCUUCAUGCAUUUGUUUCCAUUCUUUAAUUAGUCAUUUUCUUAUUCUAAACUUUCUUUUCCCUUUUUUCGUUAUUUUCAGAAUGCAGUUUGAUUAUUUUUCCUUUUUUUCAUGUUAAAACAGUAUUUGUUUUGGUAGUUUUCAGUUUAUUUUUUCCAUAAAUUUCUGUUUCAAAAACCUCUUGAGGGGAAAAAGCCAGAAUUUUUUUUCCUGCGUUCUGGUCUUAAGCUUCUCAUCCAUAUCCUGGGUUUAUGGGAAAUGUGUUAAGGGUUAUGGGGUUUUUGAGAAAUGUGGAGAGAGAGAGAGAGAGAUGUGUAGACAUGCACCCACUUGUAGUAGUAUUAGUAGUGGAGAUAGAUCCUGGGUUGAUUUUUCAAAUGGUAGAUCAUGUUCUCUUCUCUUUGUUCUCAUCUCUUCAUGUUCUUUUUUCCUCAGUGGCUUACAGAUUUUCUGUCUCCCAAUCUUUUGGUUUCCAUCUCUUUUCCAAGAUCUCCUUAUUUUCCUACAUUAUCAUCAUUAUUUUAUUAUAUACACAAGCCUCACCCUAUUUUUCGAACAACAUCUAACUUUCUCAUUUCUCAGUCUAUCAUCAUUCAGAUCUCUCCUCUCUCCUCUCUCCUCUUCACCCUCUACCAAAAACACACAUUUUUUCGGUAGAUCUUCUCUCACAAAUUACAUGCAUUAUUACCCUUCAUAUGUCACUCAUACUUCAAUUUUUUUUUUUUUUUUAAAGCUUGAACAGAUCUCCAACUCUUUCUCUAGUAUUUUGUAAUCUUUAGCAGUUUCAUAAAGAGAUGCUUUGUGUAGUGAACAUGGGGAGAGGAAAGAUCGAGAUCAAGAGGAUCGAAAACACGACCAACCGUCAGGUCACAUUCUGCAAGCGAAGGAAUGGGCUUUUGAAGAAGGCUUAUGAAUUAUCAGUGCUAUGUGAUGCAGAAGUUGCCCUCAUCGUCUUCUCCAGCCGCGGUCGAGUCUAUGAGUACUCAAACAACAACAUAAAAUCAACCAUAGAUAGGUACAAGAAGGCCAGCUCAGAUAGUACAAAUGGAGGCUCUACCAUGGAGAUCAAUGCCCAAUACUACCAGCAAGAAUCAGCAAAGCUGCGCCAGCAAAUACAGAUGCUGCAGAAUUCUAACAGGCACUUAAUGGGUGAUUCCUUGGCUUCCUUGACUGUGAAGGAGCUAAAGCAGCUCGAGAACAGGCUUGAACGAGGCAUCACAAGAAUCAGGUCGAAGAAGCAUGAGUUGCUGUUGGCUGAGAUUGAGUACUUGCAGAAAAGGGAAAUUGAGCUGGAAAAUGAAAGCGUAUAUCUCCGAACCAAGAUUGCAGAAGUGGAGAGGCUUCAGCAAGCAAACAUGGUAUCAACACAUGAGUUCAAUGCCAUCCAGGCAUUAGUUUCUCGCAAUUUCUUUCAGCCCAAUAUGAUUGAGGGUGGAUCCACAGGCUACCCACUUCCUGAUAAGAAGGUCCUCCAUCUCGGGUACACUCAUCUUUCGCCAUGUUUAUUCAUUUGCAUUCUUUCUCGGUCUAAUAUUGAAGAUUAAAAGAGCACAUAAAUCACCAAGUAGCCUUAGGUCUGCUAAAUUCAUCACUACAAAUGGUAUAUGCAUGAACAGCUUAAUGAGACAUUUCAAGCCAUGCAUUGGGUAGAAAAAAGUUGUGAGAUUUCUUCGUCUUUUAAAAUACUGCAUAGUCAUUGACUACCCUAUAUAAUCUUGCUGUGAAUUAUAUACUAAUUAUGAUGGGCAAAACAAAAAUUUGUUCUCCAAAUCCUCCUCAAGUUCCUGUGAUGUGUAUGAGGGCCUAAAGAUGAUUGUUCAUCUGGGCAUUUCGAUUUUUGCUCAUCCUUAAUAAUCAGUACUUCUCCAAAGUAAGUAGAUUUCCAUGUUUUCUUUUGGCUUACAAUAAGAUUCAAGUUCGACCUAAUUCCUGGGGUUUUUUGCUUUUUGUUUUAUGUAGGUAAAUGAUGGGAGAAAAUAUCCGCCAACUUCAUCUCCUUAUGAUGUUUAAAUAAAUCUUUUCCCAUGCUAUCCAAACUGUUAUGUAACGGAGAAUUAAUGUCAUUGUUGUAUUUGGGGUUUCUAUGACUUGGUAUUUAUCCGCUAGCAACCAGUACUGUUUUGUAUAACAUUAUGAUAUAUAAUAUAGCCUAUUAAAAUA
Molecule: messenger RNA, 2285 nt
Organism: Vitis vinifera (wine grape)
Lineage: Eukaryota; Viridiplantae; Streptophyta; Magnoliopsida; Vitales; Vitaceae
Gene: MADS5
Product: MADS-box protein 5
Exons: 8
Coding region: 920-1669 (249 amino acids)
Biological process (GO): positive regulation of transcription by RNA polymerase II
Cellular component (GO): nucleus
Molecular function (GO): RNA polymerase II cis-regulatory region sequence-specific DNA binding; DNA-binding transcription factor activity, RNA polymerase II-specific; protein dimerization activity
Source: RefSeq, a predicted model, not a curated record